AUGAUCACUGAUUCAUCCAGUCCAGCAGAGUUGUACGAAGACAACACUUCUCUGUUGUCCUUACACUCCAGUGUAUUUUUCAGUGAGCCCGCCCUGCCAAACGAUGAGCCACUGGACUUCUUCAUUAUAAAUGUUGGAGGCAGUCGCUACCUCCUCUCUCAAGAAUUUUUGGCCUCUCAUCCAGAGACUCGCUUGGGUAAGCUUGCCCUCUCAACGCGAGAUUCUAUUUUAGAUCUGUGCGACGAUGCAGAUUUCCUCGAGAAUGAGUUCUUUUUUGACCGUAACUCACAGACAUUCCAGUAUAUCAUGAACUUUUACAAGACGGGUCACUUGCAUGUGCGAGAAGAGCUUUGUGUGAUCUCCUUCCUCCAAGAGAUUGAGUACUGGGGCAUUGAUGAGCUCCGCAUAGACAGCUGUUGCAGAGACAAGUAUUACCGCAGAAAGGAGAUGAAGGAGUCAUUGGAUGUUCAUAAGGAGGCUGAAACAAUGGACAAUGAGGAGGAGGACUUUACAGGAGUCCUGUGUCAGGACUUGCGCCAACGCUUAUUAGACGUCAUGGAGAAACCGGACUCCUCCAAGGUAGCCAAGACAUUUGGCACACUGUCCAUGUUCUUUGUGGUGGUCUCCAUUGUGAACAUGGCUCUGAUCUCCCUUGAUAUUUAUAUAUUUGGAGCCCCCUUCAUCUUGGAUGCUCUUGAGUACAUCUGCAUUAUUUGGUUUACUGGUGAGCUAGUACUCAGGUUCAUGUGUGUUAAAGAUAAGUGUAAAUUCAGCAGGAGCAUGGUGAACAUCAUUGACCUGAUGGCUAUUCUGCCCUUCUAUGUGACUCUGGUCGUUGAGAGCCUACAUGGAGGAUCUACAGAGCUGGAGAACAUUGGGCGGGUAGUUCAGGUCCUGCGACUGAUGAGGUCAUUGAGGAUGCUUAAACUUGGACGACACUCUACAGGUCUCAAGUCAUUGGGCUUGACGAUCGCCCAGUGCUAUGAAGAAGUUGGCCUGCUGAUGCUUUUCCUAUCUGUGGGCAUCUCCAUCUUUGCCACUGUGGAAUAUGCCAUUGAACACAACAUACCAGAUACCACCUUCAUCAACGUGCCCAGUGCCUGGUGGUGGGCCACCACCUCCAUGACCACAGUGGGAUACGGAGACAUCCGUCCCGAAACGGCCCUGGGAAAGAUGAUGGCUUUUAUCUGCAUUCUAUCUGGUAUUCUCAUCCUCGCUCUACCUAUCGCUAUCAUCAACGAUCGCUUCUCCGCCUGCUACUUCACACUUAAAAUGAAAGAAGUGGCACUGCGGCACAGAGAGGCGCUGAAGCGUUUGACGCGCAACUCAACCUCAGAUAUGUCGACGAUAGGGGUGAACCUGCGUGAUGUCUAUGCGAGAAGCAUGUUAGAGAUGCUGCGAUUGCAGGGGCGAGAGAGAGCCAGCACACGCAGUAGUGCAGGAGAUAUCUGGUGGUAGCAGUAGGCCUACUGUUACAUACUACAUACUAAAAGAGAGCGAGACAGAUAGGGAAUAUGUGAGUGUGUGUGUGUGAAUGAGAGAGGUCUUUUGAUAGACCACAAAACAUUUAAUGGUGAAGUGUGCAACUUCUGUGCCACUAUCAGCACAAAACAGAAUUGGAAAAAAUAUAUAUAUUAUUUUCAAACAGGUUUCCCCAGAAAUUUCACCCAUCUUCCGUUGAUCAAACAAACACGUAGUACUGCCCAAAAUGUAGGUCAUUGGUUGAUUCAAACAGGUAGACCCGUAGUGUGUUCGAAUUCAUUCAGUGCUGUGCAGAAUGAUCUGCGCUGGAUUUGAAGCAGUGUAUGUCAGUUAUAUAUUUUGUCAGAAUUGAGACAGCGCCAUGCCACCCUCACGUCACCAUGACGUAUGCAAAGCAAGACACAGUUGAAGUUGAACACACCUGAUGUUGCUAUGUAAGAUCACCUAAAACAAACAAAGAAAGAUUGAAAGCGCCACAGUUUUUACACUUUUUUGGGAAAUCAUCCAAAACACAUGGCUUCCUUAAAGUUGUUUACAUUUAUGACCAUUUUGGUGCCCUAGGCGAGAUCAUUGCAACUUUGUUAUUGGUGCUCCUGUCUACAAGAGCACUCUCAUCAUUGGUGAUGUCAUCGGUCCACGUUGAAACCCACCCACCCCCAGCUUAUGGUGUCUUAGGCGACCGCCUAGUUUGCCUAUGCCUAGAAACUGCCCAUAUCACAUGACCAAGAGUUAUAUAGAACUAAAUAUCAGUACUCUUGAAUGUUACUUGUCCAAUCAGAUUAGGACCGUUGUGUAACUGUUGUAUUUGUACAGUAGUGUUUUUUGAUGUUUAAAACCCCGGACACGUCGUAAAAUGACGCCAAAGGUACACCCGGCACGUCAAUAGUGCAACAGAUUUACUCUUCAUUUGUAAUGUAUGUCGUUUUUACCAUUCUAUAUAAAGAUAUGUAAUAGAAUCUGUCUCAGUCAUUUGCAUGUUUUUGAAUAGAUUUUUCUGGGAUGAAUUUACAGCAAAGAAAUACUUUAUCCAUUCACUUCUUCGUCAUGAUCUUUUUAAAGUAUCACCAGUGCCCCAUAGAUUCCAAUGACCUUGUAAGGGAGAGAGGAAGGCCAAUGGACCUGCCCAAAGAUGCUUGGCUUAUUUGACACAUUGUUCUGAUUCAGUUACAGCCAGACAUUACAAGCUUAAAAGCUUAGAGGAAACUGAUCAGUCCAAUGGGCACAGCUAGACAGUAACAAUGAUUUGCACUGCAGGAACAAGUAAUUUUUGACAAGAUAGGGACAUGUGUUUCAGUGAAAUCCAUUGUGAAGAGAAUAUCCAAUUGUUUCUAAAGCACAUGUCAUGCAUUUCUAGAUGGAAUUGGCUUUCAUUUAGCAUUGGGACAGGGUGUUAUGUUGACAUGAUCAACAGUAGACAUCUUUGCUCCAUUUUAAUCUCACAUAUGUCAGGAGUUCUCCUGGGACUAAGAACACAUUUGAUUGCAAGGAAGUAACUUAAAGGGAUGGAUCAUCCAAAAAUGAAAGUUCUACCAUCAUUUACUCUCUCCUGAUUUUCCAUUUCCAUGACCUUCUUUCUUCCUGAUGUGGAACACAAAAGAAGAUGUUUGGGGAGUGUUAGUCAUGUUAUGUUUUGAGGUGUGCUAUGAUUUUUGUAUGUAAUCAAAUUUUUUGUCUAGCUGUUCAUAAAGUGGAAGACAAAUAAUAUAUAUUUAUAUUAAAGGAGUGACCCAAACCAUAUCUAAGUACUCUUGGGCUCUUUUGAUAGUAAGCAACCGCUUAGCAACCACCAAGAACACUCCAACAACCACAUCAUAAUGUGAUAAAAACACUCAAACAACCACAACAUCCUAGCAACCACACAACACUAAGGUGUUAGUACAUGGUUGCUAAAGUGUUCUGAGUUUUUUUUUUUAUCAGACAAGCAGCACUAAAAAAAAUUGGGGAAAAUGUUUCCAAAAGAUCAUCAGAUUUGCAUGACUCUAAUACUAACACAUUUCAUCUUAUUCCAGGAACAUUCUAUGCAAAGUCACAGUAAUUUACCAAUUUAACCUUCUUAAAUGAACAGAAUGCAUUUAAAUCCACGAUUUAUACAAUACCUAUCCUGGCUAGUUAAUUCUGACAAUUGCUUUAAACUGUGGUAACUUGUAUAACUGAAAAAUUAAUGAUUAUCUCCUGAUGUACCUCUUUAA
This is a messenger RNA of Xyrauchen texanus (razorback sucker), 3671 nucleotides long. It is a transcript of the gene kcnv1, whose product is annotated as potassium voltage-gated channel modifier subfamily V member 1. The transcript is spliced from 2 exons. Gene Ontology annotation, cellular component: voltage-gated potassium channel complex; membrane. The coding region runs from base 1 to 1458 and encodes 485 amino acids. NCBI's taxonomy places the organism in Eukaryota, Metazoa, Chordata, Actinopteri, Cypriniformes, Catostomidae. The record is from RefSeq and is a predicted model, not a curated record. Gene Ontology annotation, molecular function: voltage-gated potassium channel activity; protein binding. Gene Ontology annotation, biological process: protein homooligomerization; potassium ion transmembrane transport.